Molecule: messenger RNA, 3090 nt
Organism: Drosophila miranda
Lineage: Eukaryota; Metazoa; Arthropoda; Insecta; Diptera; Drosophilidae
Gene: NPFR
Product: neuropeptide F receptor
Exons: 7
Coding region: 710-2329 (539 amino acids)
Biological process (GO): G protein-coupled receptor signaling pathway
Cellular component (GO): membrane
Molecular function (GO): neuropeptide Y receptor activity
Source: RefSeq, a predicted model, not a curated record
AUAUUCAUUUACAGACACUGUAAACGCUAUGUGUGCUAAGUAUACCCUACGGUGUGGCUGAUUUGCAAUUACUGUCUGGCAGUCGUCAUUUAAGUCUUUUAUUGCUGAGUGACAGAGAUACGAAAUUACUCAAGAUUACCACUGGUGAAGCAGACAAAAUGGAAGCUCCCACAUAAACGUUUUUAACAGUCCUCAAUCCAAUGUGCAAAGCUUUUACGGGGUGCUUCAACCCCUAACGUCUUUGAUAAGAAAGCUCUGCGCAGCUGUUGGGCCAAAACAAACCCGAAAGCGAUGGCCAGUAGCCUGUUGACGGCUAACAACUGAGCGGCACGUUCAGUUCUGACUUGUGUCUUACGCGGCGUAUACGCAACGAGCGGCAUCGGCUGCAGUACGGUUUGGAGGCAAGGCUAUAUAAGCAAGGGAUGCGCCCCGAAAGCCAACAGAUGGUCGCUGACUGUGCACGCGUGUGGUUAUCGGAGAUCAGUAAACACCCAAACUAAACGCUGAACAUUAUUGUAAUAAAAACUGUGCACACAAAAAAGAACGAAGAGGGGAAAAUACAUAAUAAUGAAAAUGCUGCCGCACAUUUAUUCAACAUUUUGAUGUGGCAAGCAGGAACGCCGCCGAAAUUCUUUGGAUCGACAAAAAUUAUCUGAAGCGAAUAUAAAUCAGGAAAAUUCCCGCGAGUGCAUUCGGAAUUGCACACUAAAUGAAUAAAUGUUGGCGUCGCAGCCAUAAGAACAACAAAAAUUCACUCCUGUCACACCCAGAUACAAACAGCACUGGCAGUGGGAGCGUUGGCAGGAAGAUGAUAAUCAGCAUGAAUCAGACAGAAUCGGUGCCCCUGGCUGCUGUGCAGACGCUAAGCGGAUACGCCAGUAGCAGCAACAGUGUCCGGUUUCUCGAUGACCACCAUCCCCUGGACUAUCUGGACGUGGGAGCGGCGGGAGCCGCCCCGCAUGCUCUCGUCAAUGGUACAAUCAAUGUCACCACAACAGAGUACAACGAGACGGGCAGAGGACCCCUGGACCCGGAGCUUGUCGAACGAUUCCUGAGCAAUCGGGCAGUGGACAGUCCUUGGUACCACAUGCUAAUUAGCAUGUACAGUGUCCUAAUCGUGUUCGGGGCUCUGGGCAAUACACUGGUGGUCAUUGCUGUAGUCCGAAAGCCAAUUAUGCGCACGGCCCGUAACCUCUUUAUACUCAAUCUGGCCAUCUCGGAUUUGCUUUUAUGCCUGGUCACCAUGCCGCUGACACUUGUGGAGAUCCUAACCAAGUACUGGCCCCUCGGCUCCUGUUCCAUCCUCUGCAAAAUUGUCGCCAUGCUUCAGGCACUUUGCAUAUUCGUUUCGACAAUAUCCAUAACUGCCAUCGCUUUUGAUCGAUAUCAGGUGAUUGUGUACCCCACCAGGGACAGUCUACAGUUUGUGGGAGCCGUCACAAUACUGGCCGGAAUCUGGCUGCUGGCCCUGCUGCUGGCCUCGCCGAUGUUCAUUUAUAAGGAGCUGCUCAGCGAGGAUACACCACUUCUGCUGCAGCAGAUUGGGCUGCAGGAACAAAUAAGGUUCUGUAUCGAGGACUGGCCGACCAGCAACGGCCGCUUCUACUACUCGAUCUUCUCGCUGUGCGUGCAGUACCUGGUGCCGAUCCUGAUCGUAUCGGUGGCCUACUUCGGCAUCUACAACAAGCUGAAGAAUCGCAUCACCGUCGUCACCGUGCAGGCCUCGUCACAGCGCAAGGUGGAGCGCGGCAGGCGCAUGAAGCGCACCAACUGCCUGCUUAUAAGCAUCGCCGUCAUCUUCGGUGUGUCGUGGCUGCCGCUGAACUUUUUCAACCUGUACGCGGACAUGCAGCGCUCGGGGUCGGGCCCCACCUCGAAUAUGCUCGUGAUAUACGCCAUUUGCCAUAUGAUUGGCAUGAGCUCGGCCUGCUCCAAUCCGCUGCUCUAUGGAUGGCUCAAUGAUAACUUCCGUAAAGAAUUUCAAGAAUUAAUAUGUCGUUGCACUGAAUCCACUAAUGUUGCUCUUAAUGGUCACACGACAGGCUGCAACGUGCAGGCGGCGGCGGCGCGACGGCGACGCAAGCACGGCGCCGACAUCUCCAAGGGCGAGCUGAAGCUGCUCGGCCAUAGCGGCGCCGCACUCUGCGAGGGUGCCAACGGUGGCGAUGGUGAUGCCACAGGUGGUGGUGUGAGCAUGGCUGCCACCGAUUUCAUGACCGGACAUCAGGAAUGUGGACUGCGGAGCGCCGUGACCGAGUCGGUGGCGCUCACCGAGAAUCCCAUGCCCACGGAGGUCACCAAGCUGAUGCCUCGUUUGGAACAAUACUAAAUUGCAUUUUGCAUAUGUGUACUUGUACUCCAUUUCCUCCUCCUUCCGACUUGUGCAAUCCCAGGCCCCGAGGAGCAGCGAGAGCCGUGAGAAUCGUGUGAGUGAUGCGACGUACGACGAGUUGCUUCCCAGUUCGUUUUUAGAAUUUACAUGAAUACGAUAUAUUGUCCAGUGAUCCAAAGCCAAGCUGAGUUAAACUUAAGUUAAGACAGACAACGAGGAGAAACCACUACUGACCCAUGUAUAUGAUAUGUACAUAUAUAUAUAUAUAUUCCUAAAUCAUCACCUUCCGUAUCACGUUCAUUGACAAAAAGACUUAGUCUAGUGACUAUUUUGGUUGAUCAUUUCCAUAUCGAAUUCCGAAAAGUAAUUGAUUGAGCCCCCAACUGAAAUUCGGGAAUUUGAUAAGUCGAUAAUAAGUUCUUAUUAUACAUACAGUUCCUAAGAAGCGAUCUAUUGUGUUUAACCCUCAUAUUUUCGUUUCCCCUCAGAGACCUCGAUACCUUUUCGAAUAAGCUAGCCAUAAAUACAUAGCUCACUAGAUGCACUAGAUGUGCAGUGUGUAAUUUUCUAUAAAUAAGAACAUAUAAAAGCCACAAUACAAAUAGUAAUAAUUGACAACUGUAUAAUAUAAUAAUCUUACCCGUAAGUUUAAAGUACAUAAUUGUCAGUUCUUACAACUAUAUAAACCGAUGUUUGCCGUCUGCUGGCAUUUCACUAAUGCCACAAUGAAUUUUAAUAAAUGUUGUUUACAAAUCUAA